GCCACCGACGCAUAUCUUCAGGGUCAAGCUGCAGUUCCAAGACUUUCUGCCACGCUCUGAGACCUGGGGAAGCUCCCGUCUCCAGUCCAAUUGAGAAACUCGCCUACCCGGCUGCGCUCGUCUCGAAACCUCGUCAAUAAUUCAACGGUCCGCCCUCAUACAUUCAGUACCUGCAUACCAACCAUUGGGACGCAGUUGAGCUCACGGAUACCGCCGGCUCGAGCAACACCACCUUAUCGCAGGAGUCGCCAUCCUCAUCGCUCACCAAACCGCCUACCGGACAGGGCCAGGAGUCAACACUUCUCUCUCCGAAAAAUCUCUGGCUGCCGUUCCUGCUCCCGACACCUACCAUCCACUUCCACUCCAUCACACCGAGACCUUGAUCCAUUACACUGCACGGCACUUGGCCAUUGGCCCAAACAUCACUGCGCGCGCCGAUUGAUGCAUACGCUCUUUUCCUUUUAGUUGACACACUCCCCUUCCUGCAAUCGCGCUGCUCAACGCACCACAGCAAGUAUGAGACCCGAAGUCGAGCAGGACCUUGCUCAUACGCUUCUGGUCGAGCUUCUGGCAUAUCAGUUCGCCUCUCCCGUGAGAUGGAUCGAGACACAAGAUGUCAUUCUGGGCGAGAAGGAGACGGAGCGGAUUGUGGAGAUCGGGCCAGCAGACACUCUCGGUGGUAUGGCCAAGCGAACACUGGCAGCAAAGUAUGAGGCAUAUGAUGCAGCACGAUCGGUGCAGAGGCAGAUCCUGUGCUACAACAAGGACGCAAAGGACAUCUACUAUGACGUUGACCCGGUGGAAGAGGAGGCUGCUGCCCCAGCACCCUCUGGCAGUGCCAGUGCUCCCGCAGCAUCUUCAGCAGCUCCCACAGCAGCAGCAGCACCAGCACCAGCGGCCGCCGCUCCGCCUCCACCGGCUGCAGGUGCGGGACCUGCAGCAGCAGUAGCAGAUGCGCCAGUUGGAGCAGUUGACAUCUUGCGCGCACUGGUAGCUCAGAAGUUGAAGAAGCCACUCCAGGACAUACCAUUGAGCAAGGCCAUCAAAGACUUGGUCGGAGGCAAAUCUACCCUCCAGAAUGAGAUUCUAGGUGAUCUUGGUAAGGAAUUCGGCUCGACACCAGAGAAGCCCGAAGACACACCUCUCGACGAGCUCGGAGCUGCCAUGCAAGCAACCUUUAACGGCCAGCUUGGAAAGCAGUCAUCAUCCCUCAUCGCACGCAUGGUAUCCUCGAAGAUGCCUGGAGGCUUCAACAUCACAGCUGUGCGCAAGCACCUAGAAACGAGAUGGGGCUUGGGCUCGGGACGACAAGAUGGUGUCCUUAUACUUGGUCUCACAUCAGAACCUCCAGCACGUCUCGGAUCGGAAAAUGAUGCGAAGGCAUGGCUGGACGAUCUCGCCAACAAAUACGCGACUCAGGCCGGGAUCAGCUUGGCCACGGCUCCGGCUGGCGGAGAUGCUGGCGGCGGCGGCGGCGGUAUGAUGAUGGAUCCUGCAGCCAUCGAUGCACUUACCAAGGACCAGCGCGCGUUGUUCAAGCAGCAACUCGAGCUCUUCGCCCGCUACCUUAAGAUGGACCUCCGCGCCGGCGACAAAGCAGCAUUGGUCACUAAGCAAAACGAAACGGCUCUCCAAGCACAGCUCGAUCUAUGGAAUACAGAACACGGCGAGUUCUACGCUGCCGGCAUCGAGCCGAGCUUCAGUCCCCUCAAAGCCCGUGUAUACGAUUCCUCGUGGAACUGGGCAAGACAGGAUGCUCUGAAGAUGUAUUACGACAUCAUCUUUGGUCGCCUUACCGCUGUGGAUCGUGAAAUUGUUUCAAGGUGUAUCCUCAUCAUGAACCGGUCGAAUCCCUCCCUCCUUGAAUUUAUGCAGUACCACAUCGAUCACUGCCCGACCGAACGCGGCGAAACAUAUCAGCUGGCGAAAGAGCUUGGAGCGCAACUCAUCGACAACUGCCGCGACGUGCUUGGAGAAGCACCAGUCUACAAAGACGUGAGCGUUCCCACGGCGCCGCAUCUCGACAUCAGCCCACGUGGCGACAUGAACUAUGCCGAGAUUCCCCGUGGGAGCAUUCGUAAGCUCGAGCACUAUGUACAAGAAAUGGCCGACGGAGGCAAGAUAUCAGAGUACGGCAACCGGACAAAGGUUCAGAACGACUUGCAGCGCGUCUAUCGCUUGAUCAGGCAACAGCACAAGCUCUCAAAAUCAUCGCAACUCGAGAUCAAGCAACUGUACACUAAUAUUGUGCGGUCGUUGUCCAUGAAUGAGGGCCAGAUUAUGCCCAAUGAGAAUGGCAAGAUCAAUGGCCACAUCGCCAAGGGUCGUCACGGUCGCUUGAACGGUGCUAUCAACCCGAGCAAGCAGGGCAAGAUCGAGACCGUCCCUUUCCUGCACCUGAAGCGCAAGGAGGAGCAUGGAUGGGAGUACAGCAAGAAACUCACGGGAGUCUAUCUCGAAGGGCUUGAGCAGGCUGCCAAGUCUGGCGUUACAUUCCAGAACAAAAACGUGCUCAUGACUGGUGCAGGAGCAGGCUCCAUCGGCGCAGAGGUUCUUCAGGGCCUCGUCAGUGGUGGUGCAAAGGUUGUAGUCACCACUUCUCGCUACUCCCGCGAGGUCACCGAGUACUACCAGUCCAUGUACGCACGCUACGGUGCUCGCGGCUCUCAACUCGUGGUUGUACCUUUCAACCAAGGAAGCAACCAGGACGUCAAUGCUCUUAUCGAGUACAUCUACGAUGAGAAGAAGGGUCUUGGCUGGGAUCUUGACUUCAUUGUGCCAUUUGCUGCCAUUCCCGAAAAUGGUCGCGAGAUUGACAACAUCGACAGCAAGUCCGAGCUAGCUCACCGGAUCAUGCUUACGAACUUGCUGCGUAUGCUUGGCGCGGUCAAGGCCCAGAAGGCGACCCGUGGGUUCGAAACUCGGCCAGCUCAAGUCAUCCUGCCAUUGUCACCAAACCAUGGCACCUUCGGCAACGACGGUCUUUACUCUGAAUCGAAGCUGGCACUGGAAACGCUGUUCAACCGAUGGCAUUCCGAGAGCUGGGGCAACUUCCUGACCAUCUGCGGUGCGGUGAUUGGCUGGACCCGCGGUACUGGACUCAUGGGUGGUAACAACGUCGUCGCCGAGGGUGUCGAGCGAUAUGGAGUGCGCACCUUCUCGCAACAGGAGAUGGCAUUCAAUUUGCUCGGGCUCAUGUCGCCUGCCAUUGUCAACCUCUGUCAAACGGAGCCUGUCUUCGCUGAUCUCAACGGUGGACUCCAGUUCCUGCCAAAUCUCAAGGAUCUCAUGACUCGCCUGCGCAAGGACAUAACAGAAACUGCCGAGAUCCGCAAGGCAGUCACGCGCGAAACUGCUGUUGAGAACAAGAUCGUCAAUGGAGAGGACAGUGAAGCCUUGUACAAGACAGUAAAAGUCGAGAAGCGCGCCAACUUGAAGUUCGACUUUCCCAAGCUUCCUGAUUGGAAGGAGGAGGUGGAGCCGCUCAAUGCAGACCUCAAGGGUAUGGUUGAUCUCGAGAAGGUUGUCGUUGUCACUGGAUUCGCUGAAGUUGGACCAUGGGGUAAUUCACGUACCCGCUGGGAGAUGGAAGCUUACGGCCAAUUUUCUCUCGAGGGUUGUGUCGAGAUGGCUUGGAUCAUGGGGUUGAUCAAGAACUUCAAUGGCUCAAUGAAAGGCAAGAGCUAUUCCGGCUGGGUGGAUGCCAAGUCUGGAGAGCCCGUCGACGACAAGGACAUCAAGGCGAAGUACGAGAAACACAUCCUCGACCACGCCGGUAUCCGCCUCAUUGAACCUGAGCUUUUCAACGGCUACGACCCGAACAAGAAACAGCUGAUGCAGGAGAUCCAAAUCGAAGAGGACCUUGAUCCUUUCGAGUCAUCGAAGGAGACCGCGGAGGAGUUCAAGCGCGAGCAUGGCGACAAGGUCGAAGUGUUUGAGCUGGAGUCUGGUGAAUUCCAAGUACGUCUGAAGAAAGGAGCGACGCUCCUCAUUCCAAAGGCACUCCGUUUCGAUCGUCUUGUUGCUGGGCAAGUGCCAACUGGCUGGGACGCGAAGAAGUACGGUGUUCCAGACGACAUCAUCUCCCAAGUUGACCCGGUCACGCUCUACGUGCUGGUUUCUACCGCCGAAGCCCUGCUCUCAUCUGGUAUCACCGAUCCAUACGAGUUCUACAAGUAUGUGCACAUUUCAGAAGUUGGUAACUGCAUAGGUUCCGGUAUUGGUGGUACUACCGCCCUGCGUGGAAUGUACAAGGACCGCUUCCUGGACAAACCUCUGCAGAAGGAUAUUCUGCAAGAGUCUUUCAUUAACACCAUGAGCGCGUGGAUCAACAUGUUACUCAUGUCUUCUACUGGUCCAAUCAGGACACCCGUAGGAGCUUGUGCUACUGCUGUUGAGUCUAUUGACAUUGGUUACGAUUGCAUCGUCGAAGGCAAAGCUCGUAUGUGCUUUGUCGGUGGUUUCGAUGACUUCCAAGAGGAGGGCUCGUACGAGUUUGCCAACAUGGGUGCUACAAGCAACGCGCGCGAUGAGUUUGCCCACGGCCGCACUCCUAAGGAGAUGUCUCGUCCUACUACCACUACUCGCAAUGGCUUCAUGGAGUCGCAAGGUUGUGGUAUGCAAGUCAUCAUGGAUGCUAAGCUGGCACUUGACAUGGGAGUGCCGAUUUACGGUGUUCUCGGCUACACCGCUACUGCCACUGACAAAAUUGGCCGCUCUGUUCCAGCACCUGGCCAAGGUGUCCUCACUGGAGCUCGUGAGCAAACGACGAAGUUCCCAUCUCCACUACUGGACAUCAAGUACCGCAAGAGGCAAUUGGAUCUGCGCAAAAGGCAGAUCAAGAAUUGGCAAGAGUCCGAACUCUUGUACCUUGAAGAAGAAGUCAACGCCAUGAAGCAGCAGGGCGCACAGUUCAACGAGACCGAAUAUAUGGAGGAUCGGGCUCACCACAUCGAGCGUGAGGCCAGACGCCAGGAGAAGGAGGCCCUGCAAAGCCUGGGCAACAACUUCUGGAAGCAAGAUCCUCGCAUCGCGCCAAUCCGGGGUGCGCUCGCGACAUGGGGCCUGACGAUUGACGACCUUGAUGUUGCUUCCUUCCACGGAACAUCGACUGUAGCCAACGACAAGAACGAAUCCGAUGUCAUCUGCCAGCAGAUGAAGCAUCUUGGUCGUCAAAAGGGCAAUGCACUUUUGGGUAUCUUCCAGAAGUAUCUGACCGGUCACCCUAAGGGUGCUGCUGGUGCCUGGAUGUUCAACGGAUGUCUGCAGGUAUUGAACUCCGGUCUUGUACCGGGUAACAGGAACGCCGACAAUGUUGACAAGGUCAUGGAGAAGUUCGACUACAUCGUCUAUCCUAGCCAGAGCAUCCAGACAGACGGGAUCAAGGCAUUCUCCGUCACUUCCUUUGGCUUUGGUCAAAAAGGUGCUCAAGCGAUUGGUAUUCACCCCAAGUACCUUUUCGCCACUCUUGAUCAAACUCAGUUCCAGACCUACAAGCAGAAGGUCGAUGCCCGCCAAAAGAGAGCUUACCGGUACUUCCACGAUGGUCUCAUCAACAACACCAUGUUCCGCGCCAAGAACAAGUCACCUUAUGAGGACGCUCAGCAGAGCAAGGUCUUCCUGGACCCAACUGUUCGCGUGUCGGUCGACAAGAAGACCAACGAGCUCACGUAUGCCAAGACUGCGCCUAAGAAGGUGCAGGAUAAGAAUACGACUGAGAUGGUUGAGACGCUGAUGAAGGUCAACGCUGCUCAAAACUCCAAUCCUGGUGUUGACAUUGAGCAAAUCAAUGCCAUCGACAUCUCCAAUGACACAUUUAUCGAGCGUAACUUUACUGCGGCAGAGAUCGCUUACUGCCGCAAGGCGCCCAACCCACAGGCAUCCUUUGUUGGCAAGUGGAGUGCCAAAGAGGCUGUGUUCAAGAGCUUCAAGGUGGCCAGCCGUGGUGGUGGUGCACCUAUGAAGGACAUUGAGAUUGUUAAUGAUGAGAAUGGUGCGCCGUCCGUACGACUUCACGGAGAUGCGCAGGCAGCAGCAAAGCAGGCAGGGGUCAAGUCAACAACUGUGUCGAUCAGCCACAGCGAUGUACAAGUCAUUGCUGUCGCCAUCUCGGCCGUUUGAGCGAUAGAGAUGCGGGCGCAUGUGUGAAUCAAGCGAUACCAGAGUUCAUGUAUUAUUUAUUGUACAGAGCCAGUAGAAGUAGAGUUUUCAUAGUCAGGUUUCUGUGUUUUUGGUCACUGGCUAGAUUAUGGACCUUGCAAGGAGUUGUACCAGCGGCCUACCUACAUACAUGUAUUCUCAAUGCAAAGAAUCUUUUCUGC
Molecule: messenger RNA, 6320 nt
Organism: Sphaerulina musiva SO2202
Lineage: Eukaryota; Fungi; Ascomycota; Dothideomycetes; Mycosphaerellales; Mycosphaerellaceae
Product: fatty acid synthase subunit alpha reductase
Exons: 3
Coding region: 517-6120 (1867 amino acids)
Biological process (GO): long-chain fatty acid biosynthetic process
Cellular component (GO): fatty acid synthase complex
Molecular function (GO): fatty acid synthase activity; 3-oxoacyl-[acyl-carrier-protein] synthase activity; magnesium ion binding
Source: RefSeq, a predicted model, not a curated record